AUUUAAGAAAGGGAUCUUGUUUUAGUGGAUUUGUUUACAUCCUUAUGUUUCGUAUUUGAAUAAUGAAGCAGCAUGACAAAAAGGAAAAUGGCAGAUAGAAAAGUUUUACAGCUUCUGUACCUUUUAUAUGAUGUGUGUAAAGACUGUUUGGAAGAAUUCUUCAAAUACAACUGUUUACAUGAUGACCCAACAGAUGAAAAACUCACAAAAUACGUGAUAGAGCACAAAAAUCAACUUUUUCAUCAUCUGAGGAAUUCUUGCUGUCACACGUGUGCUAAUAAUCAAAAAAGCUGCGCACAAGGUAGUAAAAAAUUAUUUCAAAACUUGUUUACAUUUCCGGAGGAUUUUUCAGUGUCCGACGCCAACAAUGCUCCUUUCAAGAAAAUUAAGUUGAAUGAUCUAGAUAUAUGGACAGUGCAGUAUUUGUUACUAGCAGACAAUUUAGAGCCUGAACACCAUAAGUGGAUUAAAACAUUAUACGAAAAAAGACAUGCUGUUUCACUGCAUUUUGAGACGAUAAGUGAUGACAAUUUUGAAAGUAUAUGGAAUGAAACAAGAGACAUAGUUUUAGAUAUUCUACGAUCGUUGAAUAACCGACAGUAUGAAAAAGCUGUCGGAAAGCAGUUGUCACUCUUAAAAAUGACUGGUCCAGAGUUGUAUGGAAAUGAGGAAUAUUGGUGUAUGAUGCAAAAGGAGUUCAAUAUCGAGCGAAGACCGCAUCUUGAUACAACUUUGCCUACUCCAGGUUUUCAAAAUGAUACUGAAAUGGACGAAAAUAUAAAUAACAAUUUCGAGAAAUCAACAGUCAUCAAUAUACAAGCUGAGAAUUUUGUUGUCGGACAUAACAACGUUAUCAACAAUGUUUUGGAUCCAGCGGUCAAACGUGAACUUGAAGCAAUGAUUGAAAAUCGUGAUCGAGUUCUGUUAGAGAAAAUUGGACAGAUGUACGUGGUUGCACACGUUAAAAAUUCGACAAAGACAUAUGAUGAAACAAUCAAAAGCGAUAUACAUAAUGAUGGUAUCGAAACAGGCCUAGGCCAAAGGGCAACAUCAAGUUCGUGCACAACAAAAGAGCGAAAAGAUUACCGCGCUGUAUGGAAAAUAAAGACGAAAGACGAUACAGACAAAAAGAAGUUAGAAGAAAUAGCCAAAUAUAUAGAGCAAACAAAAGUGAUCGAUGAAAACAUAACUAUAGAAUAUGUUCAAAGUGGUUCAAUUAUUAUUGGAACAUUAAUUUCCGCCAAUGCUGUAGAACAUUCAGAUCUCUUUGAUCUAACAAUUCGACGGUUUAUACGGAUGAUAAUCAAAAAGUGUAAAUUUAACACGAAAUUUGAACAUGUUCUUAAAGUUGAUGUAACUUUGACGCCAUCAUCAGAAUGUAUUAAAGAUACUGAAAUAUCGGUUGAUGAAGAACAACGUUCAGUUACGACUUCAUCUUUAAAAAUGACGAAAAGCCAUGAGAAAAGCACACAGACAAACGAUUUAGAAAGUAGAUUAGAGAAAACAAAGAGUGACUAUGUGAAGAUGUACGCAGGUCUAUCGACUGUAAAUUUAACGGAAUCAAUGAUGUCUAAAAGAGUUGAUACAAUUGGAAACCGAACUUUCUAUGAAAAAGUAGACGAAAAGGAAAUUUUAUAUGCGGAAUUUCCACUAGUCAAAAUAAAAGCUCUCGCCAAUUAUACUCAUACUGUUGAUGAACAACAAGUUGUCAUGAUGAAGAAAGAUCAGAUUUAUUUCUUGAUCAAACAAGUGGGUGAUUGGUGGGAGAUUACUGAUAAUCCUGGACCAUCGUUCUUUGUGAAGUCGAAAUGUGCUGUGAUUAUUACUCCAGAUCAUGUUUUAUCACCUGUUCGAAAGCAAAGUAUUAGGCAUGACGUGUCGUCUGCACCAGUUCAUAAGCAUCAUGCAGGACCAUUAGGUGGAGCUGAUUCUAAUGUCCCAGAAUCCGAUUACGAUACAAUUCCUGGCGACACAAUGGAUGUAAAAGCAAGACUUCGUAAAACGAUUAGUGGAGAACAAAUACGGCAUCAUGACCAUGCACCACUUAGGAAAGCACAGUCUGAAGCUGUACUUCAACACUCUAAAAUAUUAAAGCGACAACCAGCAGUCUACUAUGCAGAACAUCAAGACAGUUCUGGUAUCGCAUUAACGCCGUUGCAGAAGACAAAAGCAUUCAGAAAAAAGAGGGCUAUGUCUGUUCCAAGCCAAGACACGCAUUCUGAUCCUUUUUCAGAAGAUGAGGCCGAAAUGGAAGUUUUAAAGUCUUCAUAAUUUAAUACCAAUUGUUCAAUUGUGGUGAACUAAUUUAAAAAAAACCAAACAGAAUAACAAUAUAAUGGAAUACACUUUUUACUGUGAAUUUUUGUACAUACUUUUUGCAUACUUGGAAGUGAGAUAUUAAAAAUUGAAUAUAUAUUGCAAGUGUCCAAAAAAGCAUUGUUGUGGUUCACGUCAGGGAUAACACAACCUAACAAAAUAAGAAACCUAGCGACACCUAAAUGUUAACAUACGGCCUUUCUUCUCAUCUUGAUCCAGGUGAUGAAAUACAAUACUAUCAGUACGGCAUAAAAAAAAAUGUAAUAAUAAUGGCAAAUGAAUUCGUGGGAUAUUUGUUAUUUGUUAUUGUUAUAUUAUAAUU
Mytilus trossulus (common blue mussel) is the source of this 2638-nucleotide messenger RNA. RefSeq lists its product as uncharacterized. Bases 73 to 2271 code for a protein of 732 amino acids. The transcript has 12 exons. NCBI's taxonomy places the organism in Eukaryota, Metazoa, Mollusca, Bivalvia, Mytilida, Mytilidae. The record is from RefSeq and is a predicted model, not a curated record.